CAGAAAAGCCCCAUACUCUCUCGCAGCUUCCGUUCACUCCGGCCAAAGCUGCAGAGAAAGGAGGGCAUCGCACCCAGGGGCCCCAUCCCAACCUUCCUACCAGCCCCUGACAACUAGGCAAGCUCCUGCCAAAGAGGCUCAUACAGAAUAUUCUACGGGCAAGAAGUUACCACCUCAGCUCUGCUCCGGUGGGAGCCAGUAGGUCAUGCCUGUUAAACACUCAUCUCAAUGCGUUUUCUCCAAGUGAGUUUUGCAGUAAAAGAGCUGUGGCUGUGAACAGUGGGACGGGAGAGGGAGAGCCCCUGCCCUUGCUUCUGCUGCUGCUGCUGGCUCAGGGACAGGAGAGGAGACAAGCAGAACUGCUGCUCCUUCUACCAGGAAAGAGUCUGCACUAAGGUAGCGGACAAGAUUUACCUGCGAGGACCAGAAACAUGCACUGUGCCAUCCAGAAGGCAGAGGUGCUGGACGGGGCUCACCUGAUGCAAGUCCUCUGGGACGAUGGCGGGGAGUCUCUCUACCCCGCCGUGUGGCUGAGAGACAACUGCCAGUGCCCCCACUGCUACCUGGACUCUGCGAAAGCGCGCAAGCUUCUCGUGGAAGCUCUGGAUGUGAAUAUUGGUAUCAAAGCCUUGAAGUUUGACAGAAAAAAGGUGCAUAUCACGUGGCCAAAUGAGCAUUACAGUGAAUUUGAAGCUGAUUGGCUGAAGAAAAGAUGCUUUUCCCGGCAAGCCAGAGAAAAUCUCCAAAGAGAAUUGUUUUUGCCAGAAUGUCAGCACUGGGGCUCGGAGCUCCAGCUCCCGACGCUGGAUUUUGAAGACGUUUUAAGAAAUGAUGAGCAUGCAUACAACUGGCUCUCGAGCCUCAAGAAAGUCGGCAUAGUGCGACUCACGGGAGCAGCUGACAAGCGAGGAGAAAUUCUAAAACUUGGGAAAAGAAUUGGUUUCCUUUAUCUCACAUUUUAUGGACAUACUUGGCAAGUGCAAGACAAAAUUGACGCAAACAAUGUGGCCUACACAACGGGGAAGCUAAGCUUUCACACUGAUUAUCCAGCCCUCCAUCAUCCACCUGGGGUUCAGCUUCUGCACUGCAUAAAACAGACAGCCACGGGGGGGGAAUCAGAAAUCGUAGAUGGAUUCAACGUGUGCCGGAAGCUCAAGGAACAGAAUCCCCGUGCGUUCCAGAUUUUGUCCUCCACCUUUGUAGACUUUACUGACAUUGGAGUGGAUUACUGUGAUUUCUCUGUACAGUCCAAACACAAAAUUAUAGAAUUAGAUGAUAAAGGUCAAGUGGUUCGCAUCAACUUCAAUAAUGCAACUAGAGACACGCUAUUCGACGUACCUGUUGAAAGAGUUCAGCCUUUCUAUGCUGCUCUGAAGGAGUUUGUUGACCUCAUGAACUGUAAGGAAUUCAAGUUUACUUUCAAGAUGAAUCCAGGUGAUGUUAUUACUUUUGAUAACUGGCGCUUACUUCACGGCCGAAGGAGCUACGAAGCUGGAACUGAGAUAUCCCGCCACCUAGAAGGAGCUUAUGCCGACUGGGAUGUGGUAAUGUCAAGGCUUCGCAUCUUAAGGCAGAGCGUCCAGAACAGAAACUGAAUCCCCGUCUGUAAUUUCAGUAAGACUCCAGCAGGUGUAUUCCAUAAGAUAUGGCAAUGUUAUUUGUCUUCACAGACCAUGAUCUGUUCAUUCACAUAUUAAUUUCUUUACCAUUGAACAUGUCACCUUUCUCACGAGAGUUUUCUUUUCUUCAUAAUCAUAUGCAAUGCCAACUGGUCAGAUGCUGUAGCGUGCUCUCUCCUUUCUCGAUGAAACAUCCCUUCUGUUCUGUUGCACGUCUGGUCUGAUUUUUUUUUUGCCCGUUUAAGAGUCUUCAGAAUGCCUGAGAAUAGUUGUGUAUCAAUAAAAUCAUUCUUCAAAUACAGCCUUUUUUAAAAUAAAGCUUUUGUUUCAAAUAAA
Molecule: messenger RNA, 1955 nt
Organism: Equus caballus (horse)
Lineage: Eukaryota; Metazoa; Chordata; Mammalia; Perissodactyla; Equidae
Gene: BBOX1
Product: gamma-butyrobetaine hydroxylase 1
Biological process (GO): carnitine biosynthetic process
Cellular component (GO): mitochondrion
Molecular function (GO): iron ion binding; gamma-butyrobetaine dioxygenase activity
Source: RefSeq, a predicted model, not a curated record